AUGCUUCCUUCUCGUUCCAGUACCUUCCUUUUGAGCAUUGCUGCAUUUCUGUUGAUUCUUCUUGCAUGCAAUGCCAUUACUUCUUUCAUUCAUGCUGAAUUUUUGGUGGUCGAAACUUUCCAAGGUCUCUCCUGUAGUACAAAACCUGUGCACAAGAAAUAUACCCCCUUUUCUUAUUGCCAAAUGUUGAUCAGUAUUUGUGAAAUAGAUUUAAAUUACUUAUUUAGUACCAACGCGUCUUGCACCUCCACCAUGCCUCUCUCACCAAAAGUUGGCGAAUUCAUGACACUCGAAUAUCCAGAUUCGAAAUGUUCAGAAAAUCCAUCUUCAGUAACUGUAACUGCUUUGGAUACUUGUAUUCCAAGUAAUAAUUGCUCUUACAUGUAUAAGGGUUGUCAAUCAAAGGUGAAUUAUUCGGAUCAAAAUUGUCAAAGUGAAGUAAGGACAAGUCCUAUUUCAACAAUGAAUUGUGAUCAUGGAGCGACUGUUCUUUGCAAUAGCAAUCGUUCUUCUUCGGGCUAUCCAAGAAAUAUCAGUGAUGGAGCCACAGAGCUCAUGUUGAAAAGCAUCAUUGCAAUUGUGGUUUCAGUGACAGUUGUCAUGAUCUUUACUUUUGAUUCUAAUCUUUGA
Naegleria fowleri is the source of this 630-nucleotide messenger RNA. RefSeq lists its product as uncharacterized. The record is from RefSeq and is a predicted model, not a curated record. Lineage: Eukaryota; Heterolobosea; Eutetramitea; Acrasida; Naegleriidae. The transcript has a single exon. The coding region runs from base 1 to 630 and encodes 209 amino acids.